Molecule: messenger RNA, 2133 nt
Organism: Prorocentrum cordatum
Lineage: Eukaryota; Dinophyceae; Prorocentrales; Prorocentraceae
Source: the annotation of a GenBank genome assembly
AUGGCGCGCCGUCUUCUUCUCGCCAGCCUCGUCUGGGCACGUGGCGCACGUGGCCUGUCCUUUGCCGGGGACCUCGAGCUUGUGCAGACAGUCAUGAGCGGCCUCGCGGAGAAUCGUCGCGUGUCUACACCGGGGCGGGAGGUCUACAAGCAUGCUGGCGUGCCCGUAUACCCACGCAUUGCCUAUGGUGAGCGUGAUGCCCGUGAAGAAAAGUCGUGGAUGCUCGUGCUGAAUAAGGAUGCUACCGACGCGGAGCUGCAGGCUCUUCUCCAUGAGCUCCACCCGACGGCGCUGAAGACCAAUCCGAGCAUGGGCGAGCUGCCCAUGGUGGAGGGGCGGCUGUCGGACACUGCACUCCAAGCGCUGCUGGAGAAGUACUCUGGGCGCGUCGAGUUUGUCGAAGAGGAUCAAAAAGAGAGGAAGAUCUGGGAGUCCCUCGACGAAAAUGACGGUCCAAUGGAGCGGCGGGCCUACCCAUGGAACAUCGAGUCCAUUAAUGCGAACCUGAAUCGGGGGCGUGGCGUGGGCGUGAAUGUGUAUGUCCUGGACACCGGCAUUCAGACAUCCCACAUAUUGUUCGGUGGCCGGGCCUUCGCAGGAGUUGAUGUGGGCAGCACAGGGACUUUCCAAGUGUGCGCUCCAAGCAGCACAACGUGCGCUGCAGACCUCAAUGGGCAUGGCACCCACUGCGCAGGCACGGUAGGGGCCUCGCUAUAUGGCGUCGCGGAUGGAGCGACCAUUUGGGCAAUGAAGGUCCUCGACAACAACGGCGACGGCUUCACCUCUUGGUCCGUUCUAGCGCAGCAGUGGAUUUAUUCGUCUGGUUUGAGGCCAGCAGUGGUCAGCAUGAGUCUCGGAAGUUCUGGCACCAGCGAUGCGGAGCAGCUCUCGAUCGACGGGUUGGUGGCCGCCGGCGUGACCGUGAUUGCGGCCGGAGGAAACCAGAACUUGGAUGCGUGCGACUACAGUCCAGCGAACGUCGCCUCGGCGAUCACGGUGGGAGCCUAUGGCGGGACUUCGGGCUCGUCAUCGGCCAUGUCUCCCUUCAGCAACUACGGCGCCUGCAUCGACGUCUGGGCACCUGGCACUUUCAUCCUCUCGACGUACAUUGGCAGCAACGAUGCGCUGGCCCAUGGCUCGGGCACGUCCAUGGCGGCCCCCCACGUCGCUGGCCUCGCGGCCAUGAUGUACGAGGCGCACCCGUCGGCAGCAUCCAUGACCGCCUCGCAGAGGUGGGAUCUCAUGACGGCCUCCAACCGCACAGGCUGGGUCACGGGAAUUCCACCGGCCAGCAACUGGGGAGGACUGGUCACGAUUGGGGAGACUGUCAACUUGGUGGCCUUGGCACCUGCGCCGACAACCGCUCCGACGCCCUCGCCGACACUCUUGGCCGCGUCUUCGCCGACACCCUUGCCCACGCCCUUGCCGACAACCUCGCCAACGGCCUCGCCGUCACCCUCGCCGACGUCCUCGCCGACACUCUUGGCCACGUCUUCGCCGACACCCUUGCCCACGCCCUUGCCGACAACCUCGCCAACGGCCUCGCCGUCACCCUCGCCGACGUCCUCGCCGCCAUCCACUGCGACAGCGCCGCUACCAAGCUUAGGUGGGGUAUCUGGCACGGGUGAUCCCCACCUCGUCAACAUGUUCGGCGAGCGUUUUGACCUCUACCGCACUGGUCUGAAUGUCCUCUUGCAGAUACCGCGAUGGGCUGGCCCGCAGCAGACGUUGCUACUCCUGGAGGCUGACGCAAGGCGCAUGGGUGGUACGUGCUCUGACGUGUACUUCCAGAUUGUGAAAAUAUCAGGGGCUUGGACCAACCAGACUGAUGUCCUCGAGUUCUUCGCAAAUACCAGCGAUAAUCACCCCAGCAGCAUGAUGUGGAGGCGUUUUGACAAGGUCGACUUGAAGGUGGUGAACGGUAAGACUCGUGAGGGUAUAGAUUACCUGAACGUCUUCGCAAGAAAUCUCGGCAAUACUGGUUAUUCGGUCGGCGGCUUACUGGGGGAAGACGAUCACGGAGACGCGAGCACUCCUUCGAGUGCGUGUACCAGGCAAAUGUCACUUUUGGCGGGGAGCCUUACCGGCGAGGUGUCCUCCGUGUGGUCAGUUGCAGAAGGAAGCUUCUCGUGA